CAGGAACUCCCACCCCUCUGGCCGUCCUCUCCAUGCUCCUGUCCUCUGCCACUCUCUGUGGGACUCCCAUCCUGUCUGCACAAGUGACAGUGUUGCCGCUGUGAGACGCUGCGACCAUGGCUGCAACUGGUACUUUCCGUAUGGUGUCCGAGGAGGAGCAGGCCAUGAGGUCAAAGCUGGAGCACCUGACAGUGAAGGACCACGGGUCAGUGUUUGGACCGUGCCACAAACUUCCUGGCCACACUGUCCAAAAGGCAAAGGAUGAGCUGCAAGAGACGAACGAAAGACGAGGGACAUCCCUGAAAGAUCUGCGGGUCAUGAUGAAGGAGAGGGCGUCAGAGGGAGACGACCUGGCCAAACUGGUGCUGGACCGCUUCGGGGACAAACCGGACUCGCUUCUGGUUCGCUUCCUCCGAGCACGAAAGUUUGACGUCACCAGAACACAUGAGCUCAUGAAGGGUUAUGUGCGCUUCAGGAAGGAUUAUCCCGAGUUGUUUGAGAACCUCACCCCUGAGGCGGUCCGCAGCACCAUCGAGGCUGGCUACCCAGUGGUUCUGCCCAGCAGAGACAAAUAUGGACGCGUGGUUCUGCUCUUCAACAUUGACAGCUGGGACCUGGAGGAGAUCACCUUUGACGAGGUGCUGAGAGCGUAUUGCGUGAUCCUGGAGAAGCUGCUUGAAAACGAGGAGACUCAGAUCAAUGGAUUUGUCCUAAUUGAGAACUUUAAAGGCUUCACCAUGCAGCAUGCCUCGGGAAUAAAGACAGCAGAGCUUAAAAAGAUGGUGGACAUGCUGCAGGACUCCUUUCCUGCGCGCUUCAAGGCAGUCCAUGUCAUUCACCAGCCCUGGUACUUCACCACGACCUACAACGUGGUUAAACCCUUCAUGAAGGCCAAGCUGCUGGAGAGGGUCUUUGUUCACGGUGAAGAGUUGGAUGGCUACUUUAAAGAAUUCGAUGCAGACAUCCUGCCGUCAGAUUUCGAUGGAAAAGCCCCAGUGGCCGACUAUCAAAACAUCGCGACCCAACUCUUUGGCUCCGAAGACACUGCUCUCUGAAAGAACAUUCCCACGUUUUUUUGUACUGAAGCAUAUGAGAGUAUAAAAGAAGCCGAGGUCAGUCUGCAGAUAAGAUUAAUGUAUAAAUAGAGGGGAAAUGACACCUAGUUAUCAUAGAGAAUAAUUCUUACAUUUUGUUUAUACUGCAAGGCACUGGUAUUACUGUAUGUUGUUGAGUGGGGCAAGGAAAGAUAUAUGGUGGCAUUAUGAUUGAAACAAUCAGAUAAAUUUGGUUUGAUAUUGUUUGCCUUAAAUGUCGGACGCAAAAGGCUAAACUUGCAUAAAAUUAAUCCUGAGUGCAGAAGUUGUCGUCUCUCAGAUUUUUGAGAUUUAGAUGGACUUUAUGAGUAUUAUUCCUAAUAACAAGGGAGUGGAUUUGCCUUAGAUCAUUGUGGUGCCUUCAGAAAAUGUCCAUUUAUCAGCAGCCAUGUUUUCACUUAAGCAAACUUCUUUCUGUUUUUUUGUAUUUUUUUGCAGAGCUGAAAAAAAAUUGCUGUAAGACAUGUCAGUAGUUCUGUAAAAGUUAACUUGUUUAAAUCUGUUAACCUAGUAUUUGAAUGUAGCUAUAAACCCAGUUUCCACCAAGAGUUUUUUCUUUGUUAUUUUUGCCAUUAACUAUGUUUAGUCUAGCCUGACCCACAUUAAUGAGCCACUUUCCUUCCUCAUGCGUUGCCUCAGGCUUAAUUUCUACCACGAGUUUCUUGACUGGAACAACUUCUACUAACUGUAUUAAAUACAAAAAUGCAUGCAUUUCUCCUAACGACCGCAAGUGAAAUUUGAAUGAGUUUAGUUUCCUGGAAUUCAAAAUCAAAGUCCUGGACUUUUUUUUUUUUAUGCUCUUAGAAAAAAAUAUUUGUGAAGAAACUUAAUACAGUGUUACUUUUUACAGAAGAUAAACAUAGCUCUCAUUAGCACUGUGGUAAAUUAUACCAUUCCACAAUUAAUUAUAUUGAUCAGUAAAUCAACUAUUCAAUUAAUAAAUCUGAAAAUACCUUCUUCUUCAGUGAAUGACCACUGCUUUAUAAAAACCACAUGGUUUAAUUAUUUCUCAGUCCUAUGAGCCAUUUUCCUCGGACUUUCAGAAACAAUCCAAGUGUGAUAGAUCUCAUUUUACACAAUGUGUUGAAGAAACAAAAUGAAAGGAGAAUCUUUCUUCAUUUGAGAAAAUAAUUUAUUUAAGAACACAAUGACCAUGUUUCCUCACAAUUAGAUCACACACUCCACUGGUUUUCUUUAAAAAAAAAAAAAAAUACCCAGUGUUGUCUUAGAGUACACCAUGUUGUGUGACUGUGCAGGUCCCUUCAAGCUGUCACCACACUAAAACAAAAAAUUUAAAUUAAAGCUGUGUAAUAAUACCUGUAUGUUCUUACCGAUGUGUUUUAGGCCAAAUUACUUUUUAAUAAAGAAAGAAAGAAAAAGUGUUUAAAGGAAUAAAAUGAGCAACCAUCAUACAGCCUAGCGAUUGUGUUUUUAUAUAUUUAAAGCAAUCGGGGGUAAAUGAUGUGUUUGCUUGCAAGUAAAUAUGAGCACAGAAUCCUGACGCCUGAAGCACUGGCGUUAGGAUAAAUAUCUCACAUCAGAACUUUUUAGAUCCCACAACGCAUUACAAAAUUACCCCAAUGUGCAUGGCAUGUUUGGUUUAACAGUUUUCCCCCUUUUAAAAUCUCAAUAGUGUCAAAAAAAGAAAAAAAAAAACAUCCCUGACUGGUUAUUGCCAUGAUUGGUUUAUAUUACUGGUCCCUUCAAAAAAAGUCCAUCUAAUUAACUUUUUUUUUUUUUGUUCUUAAAUUUUUGGUUAUUGACGAUCAGAGGUGUUGAAAUGACACAGUAUUCUCCCAUUUACACACAACGCUAACUCUGCUGCAUUUACCAAGCAAGUAACAAAAGAAAAAGACAAAAUGGAAAUACAAAACAAGAAAAAUGAUACACACAAAACAAUCUAAAUAAUACAUCCAAGCAUUCAGUUUUGUGCAAAGUUGAAGAGAGAGGCCUUGAAAAGAACACCAAAUGGCUUUUAGUGCAGAAUCUGGGUUAGUGCUGGUGACGAUCCUUCAGUGAGCCUGAAGAACCCCAAAAUCACGUCUGUUUAGUAGGAAACGAGAGCUGUGGACAGGUGAAACCAUGCAACAAGACUGUGGGUGGAUGAGAAGACGAUAGGUAUGAAAGCCUGGGAGUUGUAGUUACAUCUCCCUGACAGCAGAUGGCAACAGUGCCAUUAGAGGCGAAGAACAACUGAUGGAGCUGCGUACACUAGUUUAGACAGAGUAAAAAUAUUGGAGAUUUUUCUAGUUCAAUAUGUUCUGAUUCUGGUCAAUCUCUCUUUCAAUUUUCUCCUCAGAGAAAGUUGGGUCUAAUCAUCAUAGUGGGGAGAUUACUAUCUGGAAUUUAUAAUAUCUGUUCCAAAUAUAUAUACUUCGUGGAAAUGUAGACUUCCAAAUAAGCUUAGCGCUUAAUCACAGCCGAUUUUAGACUUGCAGAUUAGAACAACAGUCUAGAACAAUUGCUUUAAUAGUCAGGACUAUUAAAGCAAUGAAGAGAAAAAAAUAAACUACACACUGUCUAACAGAGAAUUAAAAAGUCAAAGGCUCAAAAUAAAAACUUUUUUUUAUUUAUUAUAUGCGUUAUUCUAGCAGCUCAGUUAGUUUACCUGAGUAAAUAAAAUGAAGUUUGGCAUGGAGCGGUUUUGAUUCUUACAGCUUAACAAAAGGCACUGUUGUCAUUCACGUCAUCAUUUCAAACCACCCAUGUGUCUCGUCGUCACAGUGUUCAGCAGCAGCUUUUCAACCACUGGGUUCCCAGUCUGGAUGAAGCGCUGACGGGAGCUUCCUGAGCCCUUACAACAAGGUUUGUAUUAACUUUCAACAAAGUUCCUGGUUGUGACAGACAGAUCCACAAGUCCCAGCACUUACAGUUUGAUUUUGACAUCAUGCUGCGGCGCUUCCAACACUUUAAACACAUUAUGGUCGAAAGAAAAGAUAAAUAAAUACAAUAAGCUCUUAAAUAUCUUGGCUGAAAGAAAAAA
Messenger RNA from Poecilia reticulata (guppy), 4077 nucleotides. It is a transcript of the gene rlbp1a, whose product is annotated as retinaldehyde binding protein 1a. Lineage: Eukaryota; Metazoa; Chordata; Actinopteri; Cyprinodontiformes; Poeciliidae. Gene Ontology annotation, cellular component: membrane. Gene Ontology annotation, molecular function: phosphatidylinositol bisphosphate binding. The record is from RefSeq and is a predicted model, not a curated record.